GUCACAUGACAAAAGUCCUAUAAGAUCGUCAAAACAAAGUGUGCUCAGGAAAUGCAACUAUGACAGAAUCAUACAGACUGUGGACAGAGUGAACAACGUUAAGCUGACGGUCCAGUGUGAAUGUUUUUAGCUUCAACAGCGGGACAUGUUAGAGUUUCUGUCAGGAGCCUCUGAGGUAAAAUGGCGUUGUUAUUUCCAUCAUGUGCACCUUUGGCGCUGGUUGUCCUCACAGCAGUAGUGACUGUCUCUACAGGAAACAAUGAAUGUGUUGCCAGAAACUUUGGCCAUGACUCGGUGGUGUGUGAGUGUAACUCAACACACUGUGACAGUGUCGGCUCCGUCUCCUUGCCUCCACCGGGCCAGUUCUUGUCGUACCUGACCAGCAUGGCGGGCAGCAGGCUGGAGGCAGGACGGGCUCAGGUCCAGCUCAACAGCACCGGGGCUGGCCUGCGGUUGACAAUCGUUCCCUACCAGAAGUACCAGAAGAUCCGGGGGUUCGGUGGAGCGAUGACAGACGCAGCAGCCAUCAACAUCCUGUCUCUGUCUGCUGGAGCUCAGGACCAGCUGCUGCGACAGUACUUCUCUCCCGAAGGUAUCGGCUACAGCGUGGUACGAGUCCCGAUGGCCAGCUGUGACUUCUCCACCCGUCUGUACACAUACGCUGACACACCCGGAGACUACAACCUGGACAAUUUCACACUGGCACCUGAGGACAUCAACAUGAAGAUCCCUCUCCUGCAGCGUGCUCAGGCCUUGUCUCCUCGCCCCCUGUCUCUGCUGGCCAGCGCCUGGAGCGCCCCCGCCUGGAUGAAGACUAACGGUGCUCUCAUAGGGAAAGGCUCCCUGAAGGGCCAGCCUGGAGGCAAGGAGCACAAAACCUGGGCUCAAUACUAUAUCAGGUUCCUUGAUGAAUACGCUAAAUAUAACUUGACCUUCUGGGCUUUGACCACAGGGAAUGAGCCCUCUGCAGGACACAUGACAAACUACAGUUUCCAGGCUCUUGGCUUCACUCCUGAGGAGCAGAGGGACUGGGUGGCUCUGGACCUGGGCCCUGCCCUGCACGCUUCUUCACACCCACGCACACACGUCCUCAUCCUGGAUGACAACCGCCUGCUGCUGCCUCACUGGGCUAAAGUGGUCCUGAAUGACAUUCACGCAGGAAAGUACAUUCAUGGCGUUGCAGUUCACUGGUACUUGGACAGCAUUGUCCCAGCAGAGCUGAGCCUGGGAGUCACCCAUCAUCUGUACCCAGAGUAUUACCUAUUUGGCACAGAGGCCUGCUCUGGAUGGAGCCCGCUCGACAGAGGGGUGAAGCUGGGCAGCUGGGACAGGGCUGAGCAGUACGCACAUGACAUCAUCCAGGACUUGAAUCAUUAUGUGGUGGGAUGGACUGACUGGAACCUGGCGUUGGACCAGACUGGUGGGCCAAAUUGGGUUAAAAACUUUGUGGACAGCCCUGUUAUAGUGGAUGCACGACGUGAUGUCUUCUACAAGCAGCCGCACUUCUACAGCAUGGCUCACUUCAGUAAGUUCCUGUUGGAAGGGUCUCAGAGAGUCGGUGUGUCUGCCAGUCAGAAAACAGACCUGGAAUAUUCUGCCUUCAUCAGACCAGAUGGCUCAGUCGUGCUCAUCAUACUCAACAGGUCAUCAUCAGUGAUCCAGUUUGAAGUCUGGGAUCCCGCUGUGGGCUACAUCUCCUCCACCGCUCCGGCUCAUUCAUUGCUCACACUUGCUUGGAACACACACUGAUGCAUUAGUUCCAUCUCAGCCACUCUACAAAUAUGUCCGUGCACACUUUUAAAUGCCACAAGAAGUAAGCAUUUCAUGUUGGAGCCUCCUCAUUGCCAAAGUGGUUACUUUGAGUGCUUUGUUGGUAUCCAGCCACUCAAUCGCACAUUUUCUAAUUAACUUAAACUAAGUUUUUUUCUUUGAUCUUCUGUGCUUUUCUGCACAGCUUUAGUGAUUUCAGUGGUCACUUAAAUUAACCUCAGCAAACAAGAAUAACCUCAACUCAUUUGAUUUUUAUUUUAAAAGCUUAAAUAUUUUUUAUGCACAGAUUCCUAUCAGGAAUCCUACCUGAGAGUAAUGACUAUCUGUUCACCAGAAAAGAGCUGCAACUAACAAUUUUUUUCAUUAUCGAUUAAUCUUCAGAUUAUUUGAUCGAUAAUGAAUAUGGUAAAAAAAAAAGAUCAUCCAAUCAUUCAAAGUCCAAGGUGUUGUCUUUAAAUGUUAUUUUCAAUUUAAAACCCAAAUGGAGAAGCAGAAAAAGAGAAAAGCAGAAAAUCUCCAUAUUUGAAGCUGAAAACAGCAUUUGCCAUUUCAGCAUGAAGAAUUACUUGAAUGAUUAAUCAAUUAUCGAAGUAAUCAACAAUUAUUUUCGCCAGCCAACUAAUCAAUAAGACGUUGCAGCAUAACUGGUGCCUUGAUUUCUAGCAAUUAAAAUGCUUGAAGUGUUCUCAUCACUCAUCUCUGGGGAAAAAAAGAUAUAAAUAAUGUACAGAAAUUGUAAAUGCUUUGUGCUGUUGCUAUUUAAUUUUACAUUAAAGUGCAUUUUAAAAUA
Centropristis striata (black sea bass) is the source of this 2560-nucleotide messenger RNA. It is a transcript of the gene gba1, whose product is annotated as glucosylceramidase beta 1. NCBI's taxonomy places the organism in Eukaryota, Metazoa, Chordata, Actinopteri, Perciformes, Serranidae. Gene Ontology annotation, molecular function: glucosylceramidase activity. The transcript is spliced from 12 exons. The record is from RefSeq and is a predicted model, not a curated record. Gene Ontology annotation, biological process: glucosylceramide catabolic process. Bases 181 to 1749 code for a protein of 522 amino acids.